Molecule: messenger RNA, 667 nt
Organism: Oppia nitens
Lineage: Eukaryota; Metazoa; Arthropoda; Arachnida; Sarcoptiformes; Oppiidae
Product: steroid 17-alpha-hydroxylase/17,20 lyase-like
Exons: 6
Coding region: 47-667 (206 amino acids)
Molecular function (GO): heme binding; monooxygenase activity; iron ion binding
Source: RefSeq, a predicted model, not a curated record
CGGCAAUUUAUUAGCAUUUAGAAGUAAACAUCAUUGGGAUUACAAUAUGAGAAAAUUGGCCAAAAAAUAUGGUCCAAUAUUUACCGUAUAUUUGGGAAACAGUCCACAAAUUAUUGUUACCGAUCCGGUCAUAGCUAGAGAUGUAUUCAAUAAAUCAGAUUUUGCGGGAAGGACUGAAACUUAUCUUGUCAAAUUAAUUGGUGAUGGUGUCAUAAUGGCUGAUUACGGACCCAAUUGGGAAACGCGUAGACUUGUUGCGCACGCGGCAGUUAAAAAAUAUUCAAAAAAUGAACGAUUGGUUAACGUAGUCGUCGAUUGUGUCGAUAAAACAGUGGAAACAAUGUUGAAAACUAGUAUUGAACGAGAUUUUUGCGAUACAUUGAUUGCGGCUAAAAAUAAUGCGCUCCGGGAUGUGGAACAGGGAGAGGGAGGUAGCAAACAAUCGCUGGCUAAGUAUCUAACGGAUGAUAAGCUCGGUAUGACUGUGUUGGACGUAUUUUUUGCCGGAAACGAUACAUCCUAUACUACAUUUCAAUGGCUGCUAUUGUUUUUAGCAAAUGAUUUAGUGGUACAGAAAAAAUUACGUAAAGAUAUUUCCGAUAAAAUCGGUGACCGAUUGCCAACACUAGACGAUAGACAUCGAUAUUCAGAAAUGUUGUUCCCGUAG